Messenger RNA from Humulus lupulus (European hop), 2863 nucleotides. RefSeq lists its product as uncharacterized. Bases 1642 to 2736 code for a protein of 364 amino acids. NCBI's taxonomy places the organism in Eukaryota, Viridiplantae, Streptophyta, Magnoliopsida, Rosales, Cannabaceae. The record is from RefSeq and is a predicted model, not a curated record. The transcript has 9 exons.
UCAAUUUUUAAUUUAAUUAACAUAUAAGUUUGAAAUAAAACAUAAAACUAAUAAAAAUCAAAACCCUGGAACAAAAAUCAGAAAAGAAUCAAAAUCGUGUUCAUCAUGUUCUUCUUCUUCUUCCAUCUUGCUUUUGCAGGUACCUUGCUACAAAAUAUGAAGCCGGAGACGGAGGUGACAACUGGGUUGAGUUGUGGCUACGAUGACUUUUGACUUGUCGCUGCGAUGAGGCUUAAGAUCUGCAAUGGAGGUUGGUCUGAGGUUUCAAAUCUAAGGAUGGUCAGGUUGCGGAAGGACGUCAAGCUCCCCUUCCGAUCAGUAAUCUCUGGGAAAUGAAGAUAUGAACCCGACGAGAUGGCGGUUGGAGGCUCAACGACAAGGUUCUUGGUUUCUUCUAGGUGCGACGACACCAGAUCUACACUAGGUGACAAGGCCUUCAAUCUGACGUGGGGCGAUUGACGAGGCUUCAGAUCUAGCAUCCAUGAGUUCGGUCGACUUCGAUUUGCAGAUUUGGGUUGGAGGAGGUGAGGAGUUUUACUCAAGCUUCUGGGUUUCAAGGGUUUCCUAUGUUCUUGCAAGAUUAAAGAGCUUUUGUUGUCAUGGUAUGAGAUCCAAUUUCUAGUUUGAAAUGUGGGUUUGUUGGAUUUUUUGAGGGGAAUAUUCUGAUCUAAUUUCAUGGUUUAUUAAGCAAUUUUUUGUUUCAUUUUUUGUAUUUAUGAAUAAAUUUGGGUUCAUGAGAUUUUGAACAUUGAUUUUUAUUUUAGGUUUGGUUAUUUUAGAUCUAAGAUGAGAUAUUGCCUUAGUGAUGAUGACCAAUUUUUCUUCUUUUUUGAAUCUAGGUUUGAGAUGAAAUCAAUAACACAUUUUAGUUUUUUGAUUUAGCUUUUUCUUUGAAGCAGGGUUUGAGAUGAAAUAAAGAACACACUUUAGUUUUUUUAUAUACAUUUUUUCUUUGAAUUUGUGUUUCAGACGUUUAUUUUGUUUUAAUUAAGUUUUGUUUAAGAUUUUACUUUUUUUAAUUAAGUUUACCAUAUAUAUUAAAAUUUUAUUUUUAAAUUAAAUAUUACAUUAUUUAAAUUUAUUUUAAAUGUUUUAAUUUUAAAAAUUAAUUUAAUAAAAAAUUAAAUGUUAAAAUUAAUUUAUUAAUUUAUUAAAAUGAAAAACCCAAGGCUAUUUUGGUCAUAUUUAAAAAAAGUGUGACCAAAAUUGGUCCAUUGUACUCUUUUGUUGCAUUUUGCAAAACGCGUGGUCUAAAUUAUCAUAACAAAACACAAAGGUCCUGUUGGUACACUACAAAAAAAACGUCCUAUACCGAGAACAUCGUACCGAGUACAAGUUCUCGGUAUAGAUCUUUUACACACCCGCCUCUUUUACGCGGUUUUUUUAUUCUAGUUUGUGUACCGAGCUCAUUUAUCUGAAAUGGAAAAAAACCAAAACUCGUUUUCUCCGCCCCCCAUUUCUGUUUUCCUGCAUUUCGGCCCCCACAAACUUUGUUUUUGGUCAAAGUUUCCCUUCCAAAGGCGAUUUAAGUGGCUAUAAGGCUUAUUGAGGUUUUGCAUUGUAUACCAGCGGUUUUAGAGGUUGGGUAUUCGGUUUUUGUUGGACUAAAGAGAUUGCUAGCAAGAUAUUGAAGGCAUUGAUAUGGCUGAUGUUAUUGCUCAAUCUCACGGGGGUGAUGGUGGAGGAUGCGAUCCUCCACGUGGACCGGCAGAUAUCCCAGCUGAUUGUGAACGAGCGCUUCCAAGUAAACGUGGACGCCAUAAGGGAUUGAACACGCGGGAAAAGAGGGAACAGUUGGGGCGUCCUCUCCCUCUCGAGUGGGAUGUGCGGGGGAGAACAUAUAAAGAGAUCGGAGAGUACAGCUCAAAUUUCUCAAGAGAGCUCGGAUUACUUGUUCGACAGUACACAGAUCCGGACUGUCCUCAAUGGUCAAAAGUACCAAAUGCCUCGAAAGAAAGAAUACUUGCACAUUUGGAAGAUGAUUUGUUUGAUAUUGGGCGUACUAGAUAUGGAGAAGGGCAUAUGCCUGGGAUCUUGAGAGGCAUUGAUACUUCGUGUGCUAAAAAGUAUUCUGACUGGAAGUACGAUAUUAAAGAGCACUUAACGAUUAAUGGGCCACAAAAUCGUUAUGGUGGUUGCACGGAUACGCAGUGGCAAAAAGCAAUUGAUUUUUUCCGUCGCCCAGAAAUUACGAAACGUUCUGCGGUCAACAAGGAGAAUAGAAAGAAACUGAAAGAGCUUAGCUAUGGAGGUUCUCAGUCAAUCCCAACCUUAUGCUAUAAAAAGCGCAAUUUAGAGACUGGGCAACUUGAGUCCAUCCCGGAUAGCUGGAUGGAUACUCACCAUAAAUCAGGCACAGGGUGGGUGACAGAGACAGCAAAAAAUACUUGGGAGGAAUUGCGUGCAUACCGCGACACACAGCAGACACAGGCAACUGAUACUGAGAGUUCCACACCAGUUUCGAGUGCGCCUGAAGAUGAAGACAUAUCUUUGGUACAAAAUGUCUUCGGAAAACGACGGGGCCACCAGAAAGGAUAUGGACGUAUCCUUAACAUAAGGGACCGAACUCCAUUUGAUUUUCGUCCUUCACAAACUAGAGAUGAAGAGUUGUCUGAGAUGAGAGAGCGUCUUCGACAGUUAGAGGAGCAUGUCCGGACUCAUUGUAUCACCCCGGGAUCUCAAUCUGCCCCACCACCACCACCCGAUGAUCCUGAUGUUGGAGCACCGACUCAGUAGGACUUAUGUAUGAAUUUUAUUACAAUUGACUAUUACAUUAUCAUGUUUAAGACAAGUCUUUAUUUUAAUUCAACGAAUACACUCUUAUGUUUUUAUUUAUAUCUUUAAUAUAAGUGUUUUAAUUUUA